This is a messenger RNA of Sphaerodactylus townsendi, 530 nucleotides long. RefSeq names its product nuclear factor 1 C-type-like. The transcript has 4 exons. Gene Ontology annotation, cellular component: nucleus. Gene Ontology annotation, molecular function: RNA polymerase II cis-regulatory region sequence-specific DNA binding; DNA-binding transcription factor activity, RNA polymerase II-specific. The record is from RefSeq and is a predicted model, not a curated record. Gene Ontology annotation, biological process: regulation of transcription by RNA polymerase II. NCBI's taxonomy places the organism in Eukaryota, Metazoa, Chordata, Lepidosauria, Squamata, Sphaerodactylidae. The annotation marks the transcript as partial.
GGAUCUCCCCAACUAUCAAAAAGGACAUGGACAAGUCUCCUUUCAACAGCCCGUCGCCGCAGGAUUCAUCACCCCGUCUGACCAGCUUCACCCAACAUCAGCGGCCUGUCAUUGCUGUUCAUAGUGGUAUCACCCGAAGCCCCCACCCUUCCUCCGCUCUGCACUUCCCCACCACCUCGAUCCUGUCCCAGACGGCCUCCACCUACUUCCCCCACACAGCCAUAAGGUACCCGCCUCAUCUGAAUCCGCAGGAUCCUCUGAAAGACCUCGUCUCGUUGGCCUGUGAUCCGUCCAAUCAACAGCCAGGACCGUUAAAUGGAAGUGGCCAAGUGAAGGUACCCGGGCACUACCUUUCCACACAGAUGUUGGCGCCGCCGCCCCCCGGUAUGCCCCGCCUGGCAAUCUCGCCUGAUACCAAAUCCACCACGACAGCUUCCGAGGGAGGGACCUCCUCGCCGACAUCACCCAACUCAGGGCGCUUUGCGAUCCUGGCUGGGAGGGGCAAAGACUUGGGGAGGGCUCCUAGAUGA